Molecule: messenger RNA, 1005 nt
Organism: Andrographis paniculata
Lineage: Eukaryota; Viridiplantae; Streptophyta; Magnoliopsida; Lamiales; Acanthaceae
Product: transcription factor MYB10-like
Exons: 3
Coding region: 1-1005 (334 amino acids)
Source: RefSeq, a predicted model, not a curated record
AUGGGACACCGUCACCUAUGCUGCAACAAGCAGAAAGUGAAGAGGGGCCUUUGGUCACCUGAGGAAGAUGAGAAGCUCAUCAGCUACAUUUCCACCUAUGGCCAUGGCUGCUGGAGCACUGUCCCUAAACUCGCCGGGCUGCAAAGAUGCGGCAAGAGCUGCAGACUGAGAUGGAUAAAUUACCUGAGGCCUGAUCUCAAGAGAGGAAGCUUUUCCCAAUGCGAAGCAUCCCUAAUCGUCGAGCUCCACCGCAUCCUCGGCAACAGAUGGGCUCAAAUAGCAAAGCAUCUCCCGGGAAGAACAGACAAUGAGGUCAAGAAUUUCUGGAAUUCAAGCAUCAAGAAAAAGCUCAUUUCUUCGAACCAAAACAACCAUUCACAAGAUCAUAUUGUUAAAAAUCCUUACUCUCUUCCCAAUAGCGCCACCAGCAGCAGCAGCAGUGGCUCUUCUGCUGAGAAUCUGUACUUCCUGAAUCCAAACAGCAGUAACUUCAUCAUCCCAAAUCCCCAAAUGGAUCGAAUCAUCGGCUCCUCAGACUUAGACCUACCUCCAUUGCAAGAAUUUGAUCCCUUUGAUCAAUCCAGGCUGGAUCAGGUAAUGAAUUUUCAGGCACCUUUCACAGAACUGUCCUAUCCUAUAAACAUCCCACAAAACCAGCAAGGUGAUGAUUAUAACUCCGCAUUUACCUAUGAAGAUAACAGCACCAGUCAAGUUAUGAUCGGGAAUUAUAUUCAAACCCUAAUCCCCAAAUCUGUAACAACAACUUACAAUGAACAAGAAUUAGCAGCAAUGAACAAUUCCACUGUACCAUCACUCAAUCCAUCUGAAAAGGGAAUUGACUGUUUCAUACCCUUUCCAUCAUCUGUUACACAAGAGCAUCAUCCCGGGGGUGAAAUCCCCGGCCACUCAGGACUCCCAUGGAACAUAGAGGCAGAAACUGCGCCUCGGCAUCUGACUCCUCCUAUUCCAUUGGACUACAUUGAAUCCUUCAUGACACCAUUUUGA